AAGUUUCAGUUCGCCAGUAGGGCAUUGUGCAAUUGGCCAAUUCCCUUCCACAAAUCGAUGAACAGUCAGUAAGUGAAAAAAAGGGAAUAUAAACAUUCUAUUACUGGAAUCGCUUCGCUGAUCACAAGGUUUUAUGCAGGUUAAAGUAGAGUGGUAUAUUCAUCCGAUCCCAAGGAAUAUAUAAAGAAAGCUUUUUUCGCUAUGGAGGAGCAAACCCUUUUCAGUAAAUUGAUGAUAAAUCUCCGUGCCACUUGCAAGUACUACACUGGCUACCCAAAGGAUCUUGGGCCAUCGAAAGUUAUCCACUUUACGUCGGAGCGUGAAUUUGUCCAGCUUCUUCAUCAAGGAAAUCCUGUGGUUGUUGCAUUCACUAUAAAGAGUAACUAUACAAGACAUCUUGACAAAGUGUUGGAGGAAGCUGCUGUAGAAUUUUAUCCGAACGUAAAGUUUUUACGUGUUGAGUGCCCAAAGUACCCUGGAUUCUGCAUAACACGACAAAAGAAGGAAUAUCCUUUUAUUGAGAUAUUUCACAGUCCAGAGCAAGCAUCUAAUGAGGGUAAGGUUGCUGAUCCAAAUAUUACAAGAUACUCCGUGAAAGUCUUACCUUUCAGCUAUGAUCUCAGUGCUUAUGGAUUCAAAGAGUUUUUCAAGAGACAUGGAAUUCAAUCAUCUAGUGGCCCUCAUAAGUAAAUUCUGUCAAAUUCAGCUUAAUAUCGCUUGACAACAUCUCCUACGUCGCUGUUACAGUUUAAACUUCACCAAUCUACAUUUUUACUACUUGAAAAGAAGAUUUAAAAGUUUAUAGUGUGUGCAUUUUUGGAAAUUUGACACUUUUUUUACUGCUCCUUAGUAAACGUGCCAAGUCAACACGAGAAAAAUAUUUUCGAACGAGGAAAUAUUCCAUUAGGUAUUUGGGGUGGGAUGGAGGGAUUGCGGGUAGUAAUCAUUAAUUUUUCGAAUGAAUCAUUGUGUGGGGG
This is a messenger RNA of Cuscuta campestris, 977 nucleotides long. Lineage: Eukaryota; Viridiplantae; Streptophyta; Magnoliopsida; Solanales; Convolvulaceae. The record is from the annotation of a GenBank genome assembly.